AUGUCCACAUCAACCACUGGGUCGGCCGAAGACCUCGGUGCCAAAGUUAUUGCUGAUAUCUGCGAGUUUACCAGGAAGAGGGUUCAAGACGACGUUCUACGGGUAUUGAAACAGCUGCGACAUGAGUCAUUGAAGGGCGGGGACAAAUACGACCCUGAGACGACUCGCUUCUACUGUCAGCAGCAGAAGGUUUUCUUCCAAGGGUUAGAGCACGACCUAGUACAGAGCCUCCGUCAUGGACUUCCAAAAGCAUUGAACUGUUUGCUCGACGAGCUCGAAGAGGAGUCGAACGCUAGCAGCCAGCAGACGACUCGAUCAGAGCACACACCUCCACCGACACCACUCGCCGUGUCGGCCGAACUCCCCUGCCCACCUGUCGACUAUGAUUCCGACUCUCCAUUUCCAAGAGCCCCAGUCGCUCCCAUGUCCACUCCUGGCCUUGGGCUGGAUCUUCCCAGGAGAUCCGCCACCCCUCAAGCACCCGAGGACCAAACACACAACCAGCGAGACAGGGGAUUUUCUCCCAGCGUCACUGUGAUGGGGAGCCCAGUCAUGCAAUCAACGGCGGGACCGUCGCAAGAGAAGAGACCACACGAUCAAGAAGAGGCACCCAAAAGACCCAACAAGCGGUCCAGAGCUUCCAACCAGGGUUCCGCCGCCCAAUUGCACUGGGAUGGAGGUAAAGAAGUGACCAUGAGCCAGCUGCCCGUCGACGAGUGUGUUUUCACAAGAAAAGACCGCAUCGGCUUUUACGUCUUGCGUUGCUGCAAACAUGACAAAUGCAAGAAGCCCGGCUGUGACUUCUUUUACUUUACAAACCAUCCCUAUCACGAGAAAAGGGCGUAUGGGCAUUUUGUGAACAGAAUGCACAAUCGGAAGAACCUUCAGCACGUUUUCAACAGAUAUGCCGUCAGAGUCAUCGACGCAACAGAAGAACGUAACAUCGGAGACAAGAGUCUGCAAUACAAGAAAGACAGCCACGCCGAAACUACCCCAGUCGUCGAUGCUAGCUCUUACUUCGCAUCGCCACCGAUCAGUCCGCUGACGUCUCGCGACAAGGGGAAACAGCCCGAGAGGCCCAUCGAUAUGAAUUUCAACAAUCCGACCAGUUUUGGGACCUCGGGCGCGAGGUUUACCCCGUACGACAAACAGCCCGAGAUAGGGGGCGCCGAUGGCACCUCUACCCCAGCGGCGGAGGACCAGGCUCGCCCAAUCAAGCAACAGGAAGAGAGCGGAGGUCUGUUCGUGACCCCUUCUGUCUCGGAUGAACCAGAAGCAUCUCGUCCGGUGCCUGUGAACACGCUUGACGAUGCUAUCGAGAUCGCCGACAGCGACGACGAGGAGUUUCCUUCUAUUUGUAAUCUCUUCAAGCGCAUAGGUCAAAGGUCAAAAGGGUCAGACUAUGUGUAUUAA
Anthostomella pinea is the source of this 1413-nucleotide messenger RNA. The record is from the annotation of a GenBank genome assembly. Lineage: Eukaryota; Fungi; Ascomycota; Sordariomycetes; Xylariales; Xylariaceae.